This is a messenger RNA of Cyprinodon variegatus (sheepshead minnow), 445 nucleotides long. RefSeq names its product polysaccharide biosynthesis domain containing 1 (gene pbdc1). The coding region runs from base 16 to 252 and encodes 78 amino acids. Lineage: Eukaryota; Metazoa; Chordata; Actinopteri; Cyprinodontiformes; Cyprinodontidae. The transcript has 3 exons. The record is from RefSeq and is a predicted model, not a curated record. Gene Ontology annotation, cellular component: cytoplasm.
AGCGUAGAGACACGGAUGUUAAUAAAAACAGAAAUUGCCAUUUUGCAUAGGUGGCGCGCUUUCUGCAACCAGUUUGAGGGCAUUGUGGAAGAUUUCAACUACGGCACCCUGCUGCGUCUGGACUGUGAGAAGGACUACAGCGAGGAAAACACCAUAUUUGCCACCAGAGUCCAGUUUUUUGCUGUGGAGAUUGCCCGGAACAGAGAAGGCUGCAACGACACCGUGUUCAGAUCCAAACAGUCUAAAAGCUAACCUCCAGAUGUACCGGCGUGAACCCAUUUCAUCCAGCUUUCCAUCACCAUGAGAUGAACUGUCAGGCUGCUUGCAUGUCCUUGGUGCCAUUUAUCUUCCAACUUUUUUGUUUAUAAUUCCUUUAUAGAUUCAUUUAUUUUCUGCUUCAUUUGGAACUAUGUGCAAAAAUAAAACAUUUUAAUACACAAUCUGC